UACGAUGCGACAACGGCUACUGCGACGGCACCGGAGUUUGAUCCCUUUUUUUAACUGAGCAUGCGCACGCACCAUCUGUACGUUGUUUACACGUUUUGAAAAGACGGAACCGACGUGAAAACAACAACUUUGGCGUCGCUUCAGAACGGCAGAGAAAAAAAAUCAAAAAUCUUGCAAAAAUCAUUCGAUUGUCAAAUGGCGAGCACUACUGUUGCUUCACGUGCAUCUAUGAAAUGGUCCUCAAGCCAUGAUAUAGCUUUAUCACGAGAAAUCUUGCUAUUUAGACCAUGGAUUCACAGAAGAGGAUCAACUGAAAGAGGCCAAAUUUGGGAAAACAUUGCUAAAUCGCUCAAUGCUUUGAUGCCAAAAUUCCAUGUAUCUCAGAGAUCUGUUCGCGAUCGAUAUCAACUGCUCGAAAAGAAAUACAAAAGAAAACAAUCAGAAGAAGAAAGAGCCAGUGGUAUUUCACCCGAAGAGAGUGAACUUGACGAGGCUAUGGAGGACAUCAUAGCUCAGUUUGAGGAAGCUGAUCAUUUAAAUGAACAACUCACGUUCGAGAAAAAACAGAGAGCUCAGGCAGAAGUUGAAAAGGCUGUAGAAAUGCGUCGCUGCUCAAUGGAAACGUUCAAAGAAACGAAAAAGAGGAAUGGCGAGGAAGAAAAUAACGAGCCAUCUGCUAAAAAGAAGAAAAGGACCAGUGGAUCGGAUGUCAUGCGAUACCUGCGAGAAAAGGCGAAAUUGAUAUAA
Molecule: messenger RNA, 747 nt
Organism: Xenia sp. Carnegie-2017
Lineage: Eukaryota; Metazoa; Cnidaria; Anthozoa; Malacalcyonacea; Xeniidae
Source: RefSeq, a predicted model, not a curated record